Papilio machaon (common yellow swallowtail) is the source of this 10082-nucleotide messenger RNA. It is a transcript of the gene zye, whose product is annotated as mucin-2. NCBI's taxonomy places the organism in Eukaryota, Metazoa, Arthropoda, Insecta, Lepidoptera, Papilionidae. The transcript has 8 exons. Bases 27 to 9890 code for a protein of 3287 amino acids. The record is from RefSeq and is a predicted model, not a curated record.
UUGCAGAGCCCCAUGAAGCGGCUGUCAUGCACAUAGCGACAUUGAUUGCAUUCGUGCAGCUGUCGCUUGCUACAGCUGUUUCAGAUGGCAUCCAGACUUUGACCGCUGCGGAACUGAACUUAGAACUGUCAGGUGACAAUUCCUUGUCACCAUUCUACGAGAGCGGCGAUGACACCGCUGUGCACUUCAUGCGAGGCUCGAGAGCGGCAGACUCACCUCUGUCACCUGACAUCGACGUACAAUGUACCGAUGAUUAUAUACAAGUGACUGUCGAAUUCGCUGAUGUUUUCGAUGGUGUAAUAUACAGUAAAGGAUACUUGAACGAUCCUAGAUGCAAAUACGUAUCAUUGGGUGGAAGCGAUUCGCGCUAUGAGUUCAGAGUACCCCUGGACGGCUGCGGGUCUCGUCCGCUCUGUAAUGCUUGCGGCACCAUAGAUAAUGUGCUUGUCUUCCAAGCCGAUGAUUUCGUUCAAGGACCUACCGACUUUGCUAGAAAGAUAUCAUGCGCAAGAACAACAUUCGAAGUAUCAGCUGAAGGGGCAAGGGAGGAACAAGGCCACGUGCUGAAGUUGAAGCCUUUCAUGGUGGAUAUGUUGGAGGUUGUUGCCGUAGAGGGCCUCGGGAGCGGCGUUGAAUGCUGGAUGGACAUACAAAAGGGAGUCUUUCCUAAUACUACUCCUUUUGAAAGUUCAAUAAAAAUCGGUGAAUACCUUACUAUUUUGGUAUAUUUGAAAGAUCAAAGAAAUCAGUUCAACCUAAAAAUUCAUGAUUGUUGGGCUUACGACAGUGAUAAUUACGACAGCCCCAAGACGAAUAAGAUACAGCUGACUGACAAACAGGGGUGCCCUAAGAAAAAGAAGCUUAUCGAUCAAUGGCAAAAAUCAAGAAACACAGGCAAGAGUGGAGCAACAUUGAUUGCAUACAGUAAAGUGAGCGCAUUCAGAUUCCCUGAAACGGAUCAAGUGUAUUUAACAUGCAAUGUGGAGCUCUGUACGAAUAACUGCGAUUCAAGUUGUGAUGGCGGCAUAAAAGAAAUUUCAACAACAUUAAGACCUCAAAAGCAAUGUUAUCCAGGAUCAACAGAUCCUCAGUGUCCUACAGUAAGACCACAAAUAAAAUGCUACCCAGGAAGUACAGAUCCUCGUUGCCCUUCGCCAUCAACACCCGCUCAACCAAAUUGUUACCCAGGAAGCACAGAUUCGCGUUGUCCUAAAUCAACAACUCCCGCACCUCCAAACUGUUAUCCAGGAAACACGGACCCGCGUUGUCCCAAACCAACAACACCUGCUCCUCCAAACUGUUACCCUGGAAGUAGAGAUCCAAGAUGUCCCCAGACAACUUCCCCAAAACCUGUUUGUUACCCAGGUUCUCCUGACCCUAACUGUCCACAACCCUCACGACCUACCACAAUCAAUCCACCUACUUAUUUACCUCCUACAACGCCAGAGCUAAAAUGCUACCCAGGAAGAACGGACCCGCGAUGUCCUAAAACAACAACUCCCGCACCUCCAAACUGUUACCCAGGAAGCAAGGACCCGCGUUGUCCAAAACCAACAACUCCCUCAGAGCCAAAUUGUUACCCAGGAAGUACGGACUCGCGUUGUCCAAAACCAACAACUCCCGCACCUCCAAACUGUUACCCAGGAAGCACAGACCCACGUUGUCCCAAACCAACAACACCUGCUCCUCCAAAGUGUUACCCGGGAAGCUCGGACCCGCGUUGUCCUAAACCAACAACACCCGCACCUCCAAACUGUUACCCAGGCAGCACGGACCCGCGAUGUCCUAAACCAACAACUCCCGCGCCUCCUAACUGUUAUCCAGGAAGCACGGACCCGCGUUGUCCCAAACCAACAACACCUGCUCCUCCAAACUGUUACCCAGGAAGUACGGACCCGCGAUGUCCUAAACCAACAACUCCCGCGCCUCUUAACUGUUAUCCAGGAAGCACGGACCCGCGUUGUCCAAAACCAACAACACCUGCUCCUCCAAACUGUUACCCUGGAAGUAGAGACCCGCGUUGUCCUAAACCCACUACUCCCGCACCUCCAAACUGUUACCCAGGAAGCGCAGAUCCGCGUUGUCCUAAACCAACAACUUCCGCACCUCCAAACUGUUACCCAGGAAGCACGGACCCGCGUUGUCCCAAACCAACAACACCUGCUCCUCCAAAGUGUUACCCAGGAAGCAAAGACCCACGUUGUCCCAAACCAACAACACCUGCUCCUCCAAACUGUUACCCUGGAAGUAGAGAUCCAAGAUGUCCCCAGACAACUUCCCCAAAACCAAUGUGUUACCCAGGUUCGCCUGACCCUAACUGUCCACAACCCUCACGACCUAACACAACAAAUCCACCUACUUAUUUACCUCCUACAACGCCAGAGCUAAAAUGCAACGCUGGAUCUACAGACUCACGUUGUCCUAAACCAACAACUCCCGCACCUCCAAACUGUUACCCAGGAAGCACAGACCCACGUUGUCCCAAACCAACAACACCUGCUCCUCCAAACUGUUACCCUGGAAGUAGAGACCCACGUUGUCCUAAACCAACAACUCCCGCGCCUCCAAACUGUUACCCAGGAAGCACUGACCCGCGUUGUCCUAAACCAACAACACCUGCACCUCCAAACUGUUACCCAGGAAGCACGGACCCACGUUGUCCAAAACCAACAACUCCCUCACCACCAAAUUGUUACCCAGGAAGUACGGACUCGCGUUGUCCGAAACCAACAACUCCCGCACCUCCAAACUGUUACCCCGGCAGCACGGACCCACGUUGUCCGAAACCAACUACUCCCGCGCCUCCGAACUGUUACCCAGGAAGCACGGACCCGCGUUGUCCCAAACCAACAACACCUGCUCCUCCAAACUGUUACCCUGGAAGUAGAGACCCGCGUUGUCCUAAACCAACAACUCCCGCCUCUCCAAACUGUUACCCAGGAAGCACAGACCCGCGUUGCCCCAAACCAACAACACCUGCUCCUCCUAACUGUUACCCCGGCAGCACUGACCCACGUUGUCCGAAACCAACAACUCCCGCUCCUCCAAACUGUUACCCUGGAAGUAAAGACCCACGUUGUCCUAAACCAACGACUCCCGCCUCUCCAAACUGUUACCCAGGAAGCACGGACCCGCGUUGUCCCAAACCAACAACACCUGCUCCUCCAAAGUGUUACCCAGGCAGCACGGACCCGCGUUGUCCUAAACCAACAACUUCCGCGCCUCCAAACUGUUACCCAGGAAGCACGGACCCGCGUUGUUCAAAACCAACAACAGCUGCUCCUCCAAAUUGUUACCCAGGAAGUAGAGACCCAAGAUGUCCCCAGACAACUUCCCCAAAACCAGUUUGUUACCCAGGUUCGCCUGACCCUAACUGUCCGCAACCCUCACGACCUACCACAAUAAAUCCACCUACUUAUUUACCUCCUACAACGCCAGAGCUAAAAUGCUACGCCGGGUCUACAGACUCACGUUGUCCGAAACCAACAACUCCCGCACCUCCAAACUGUUACCCCGGCAGCACGGACCCACGUUGUCCGAAACCAACAACUCCCGCACCUCCAAACUGUUACCCCGGCAGCACGGACCCACGUUGUCCGAAACCAACAACUCCCGCACCUCCAAACUGUUACCCCGGCAGCACGGACCCACGUUGUCCGAAACCAACAACUCCCGCACCUCCAAACUGUUACCCAGGAAGCACGGACUCGCGUUGUCCGAAACCAUCAACUCCCGCGCCUCCAAACUGUUACCCAGGAAGCACGGACCCGCGUUGUCCCAAACCAACAACACCUGCUCCUCCAAACUGUUACCCUGGAAGUAGAGACCCGCGUUGUCCUAAACCAACAACUCCCGCGCCUCCUAACUGUUACCCCGGCAGCACGGACCCACGUUGUCCGAAACCAACAACUCCCGCUCCUCCAAACUGUUACCCUGGAAGUAAAGACCCGCGUUGUCCUAAACCAACGACUCCCGCCUCUCCAAACUGUUACCCAGGAAGUACGGACCCGCGUUGUCCCAAACCAACAACACCUGCUCCUCCAAAGUGUUACCCAGGCAGCACGGACCCGCGUUGUCCUAAACCAACAACUCCCGCGCCUCCUAACUGUUACCCCGGAAGCACGGACCCACGUUGUCCGAAACCAACAACUCCCGCUCCUCCAAACUGUUACCCUGGAAGUAAAGACCCGCGUUGUCCUAAACCAACGACUCCCGCCUCUCCAAACUGUUACCCAGGAAGCACGGACCCGCGUUGUCCCAAACCAACAACUCCCGCGCCUCCUAACUGUUACCCCGGCAGCACGGACCCACGUUGUCCGAAACCAACAACUCCCGCUCCUCCAAACUGUUACCCUGGAAGUAAAGACCCGCGUUGUCCUAAACCAACGACUCCCGCUUCUCCAAACUGUUACCCAGGAAGCACGGACCCGCGUUGUCCCAAACCAACAACACCUGCUCCUCCAAAGUGUUACCCUGGAAGUAAAGACCCGCGUUGUCCUAAACCAACAACACCUGCUCCUCCAAACUGUUACCCUGGAAGUAGAGACCCGCGUUGUCCUAAACCAACAACUCCCGCCUCUCCAAACUGUUACCCAGGAAGCACAGACCCGCGUUGCCCCAAACCAACAACACCUGCUCCUCCUAACUGUUACCCCGGCAGCACUGACCCACGUUGUCCGAAACCAACAACUCCCGCUCCUCCAAACUGUUACCCUGGAAGUAAAGACCCACGUUGUCCUAAACCAACGACUCCCGCCUCUCCAAACUGUUACCCAGGAAGCACGGACCCGCGUUGUCCCAAACCAACAACACCUGCUCCUCCAAAGUGUUACCCAGGCAGCACGGACCCGCGUUGUCCUAAACCAACAACUUCCGCGCCUCCAAACUGUUACCCAGGAAGCACGGACCCGCGUUGUCCAAAACCAACAACACCUGCCCCUCCAAAUUGUUACCCAGGAAGUAGAGACCCAAGAUGUCCCCAGACAACUUCCCCAAAACCAGUUUGUUACCCAGGUUCGCCUGACCCUAACUGUCCGCAAACCUCACGACCUACCACAAUAAAUCCACCUACUUAUUUACCUCCUACAACGCCAGAGCUAAAGUGCUACGCCGGGUCCACAGACUCACGUUGUCCGAAACCAACAACUCCCGCACCUCCAAACUGUUACCCAGGAAGCACAGACCCGCGUUGUCCUAAGCCAACAACUCCCGCACCUCCAAACUGUUACCCUGGAAGUAGAGACCCGCGUUGUCCUAAACCAACAACUCCCACACCUCCAAACUGUUACCCAGGAAGCACGGACCCACGUUGUCCAAAACCAACAACUCCCUCACGGCCAAAUUGUUACCCAGGUAGUACGGACUCGCGUUGUCCUAAACCAACAACUCCCGCGCCUCCUAACUGUUACCCCGGCAGCACGGACCCACGUUGUCCGAAACCAACAACUCCCGCACCUCCAAACUGUUACCCUGGCAGCACGGACCCACGUUGUCCGAAACCAACAACUCCCGCACCUCCAUACUGUUACCCCGGCAGCACGGACCCACGUUGUCCGAAACCAACAACUCCCGCACCUCCAAACUGUUACCCAGGAAGCACAGACCCGCGUUGUCCUAAGCCAACAACUCCCGCACCUCCAAACUGUUACCCUGGAAGUAGAGACCCGCGUUGUCCUAAACCAACAACUCCCACACCUCCAAACUGUUACCCAGGAAGCACGGACCCACGUUGUCCAAAACCAACAACUCCCUCACGGCCAAAUUGUUACCCAGGUAGUACGGACUCGCGUUGUCCUAAACCAACAACUCCCGCGCCUCCUAACUGUUACCCCGGCAGCACGGACCCACGUUGUCCGAAACCAACAACUCCCGCACCUCCAAACUGUUACCCUGGCAGCACGGACCCACGUUGUCCGAAACCAACAACUCCCGCACCUCCAUACUGUUACCCCGGCAGCACGGACCCACGUUGUCCGAAACCAACAAUUCCCGCACCUCCAAACUGUUACCCAGGAAGCACAGAUCCGCGGUGUCCAAAACCAACAACUCCCUCACGGCCAAAUUGUUACCCAGGAAGUACGGACUCGCGUUGUCCGAAUCCAUCAACUCCCGCGCCUCCAAACUGUUUCCCAGGAAGCACGGACCCGCGUUGUCCCAAACCAACAACUCCCGCUCCUCCAAACUGUUACCCUGGAAGUAAAGACCCGCGUUGUCCUAAACCAACUACUCCCGCGCCUCCUAACUGUUACCCUGGAAGUAGGGAUCCAAGAUGUCCCCAGACAACUUCCCCAAAACCAGUUUGUUACCCAGGAUCGCCUGAUCCUAACUGCCCACAACCCUCACGACCUACUACAAUAAAUCCACCUACUUAUUUACCUCCUACAACGCCAGAGCUUAAAUGCUACGCCGGGUCUACAGACUCACGUUGUCCGAAACCAACAACUCCCGCACCUCCAAACUGUUACCCAGGAAGCACAGACCCGCGUUGUCCUAAACCAACAACUCCCGCACCUCCAAACUGUUACCCAGGAAGUACGGACUCGCGUUGUCCGAAACCAACAACUCCCGCACCUCCAAACUGUUACCCCGGCAGCACGGACCCACGUUGUCCGAAACCAACAACUCCCUCACGGCCAAAUUGUUACCCAGGAAGUACGGACUCGCGUUGUCCGAAACCAACAACUCCCGCACCUCCAAACUGUUACCCCGGCAGCACGGACCCACGUUGUCCGAAACCAACAACUCCCGCGCCUCCAAACUGUUACCCAGGAAGCACGGACCCGCGUUGUCCGAAACCAACAUCACCUGCACCUCCAAACUGUUACCCAGGAAGCACGGCCCCGCGUUGUCCCAAACCAACAACUCCUGCUCCUCCAAACUGUUACCCUGGAAGUAGAGACCCGCGUUGUCCUAAACCAACUACUCCCGCGCCUCUUAACUGUUACCCCGGCAGCACGGACCCACGUUGUCCGAAACCAACAACUCCCGCACCUCCAAACUGUUACCCAGGCAGCACGGACCCGCGUUGUCCAAAACCAACAACUCCCUCACGGCCAAAUUGUUACCCAGGAAGUACGGACUCGCGUUGUCCGAAACCAUCAACUCCCGCGCCUCCAAACUGUUACCCCGGCAGCACGGACCCACGUUGUCCGAAACCAACAACUCCCGCGCCUCCAAACUGUUACCCAGGAAGCACGGACCCGCGUUGUCCGAAACCAACAUCACCUGCACCUCCAAACUGUUACCCAGGAAGCACGGACCCGCGUUGUCCCAAACCAACAACUCCUGCUCCUCCAAACUGUUACCCUGGAAGUAGAGACCCGCGUUGUCCUAAACCAACUACUCCCGCGCCUCUUAACUGUUACCCCGGCAGCACGGACCCACGUUGUCCGAAACCAACAACUCCCGCACCUCCAAACUGUUACCCAGGCAGCACGGACCCGCGUUGUCCAAAACCAACAACUCCCUCACGGCCAAAUUGUUACCCAGGAAGCACGGACCCGCGUUGUCCAAAACCAACAACACCUGCUCCUCCAAACUGUUACCCUGGAAGUAGAGACCCGCGUUGUCCUAAACCAACUACUCCCGCGCCUCCUAACUGUUACCCUGGAAGUAGAGAUCCAAGAUGUCCCCAGACAACUUCCCCAAAACCAGUUUGUUACCCAGGAUCGCCUGAUCCUAACUGCCCACAACCCUCACGACCUACUACAAUAAAUCCACCUACUUAUUUACCUCCUACAACGCCAGAGCUUAAAUGUUACGCCGGGUCUACAGACUCACGUUGUCCGAAACCAACAACUCCCGCACCUCCAAACUGUUACCCAGGAAGCACAGACCCGCGUUGUCCUAAACCAACAACUCCCGCACCUCCAAACUGUUACCCAGGAAGUACGGACUCGCGUUGUCCGAAACCAACAACUCCCGCACCUCCAAACUGUUACCCCGGCAGCACGGACCCACGUUGUCCGAAACCAACAACUCCCUCACGGCCAAAUUGUUACCCAGGAAGUACGGACUCGCGUUGUCCGAAACCAACAACUCCCGCACCUCCAAACUGUUACCCCGGCAGCACGGACCCACGUUGUCCGAAACCAACAACUCCCGCGCCUCCAAACUGUUACCCAGGAAGCACGGACCCGCGUUGUCCGAAACCAACAUCACCUGCACCUCCAAACUGUUACCCAGGAAGCACGGACCCGCGUUGUCCCAAACCAACAACACCUGCUCCUCCAAACUGUUACCCUGGAAGUAGAGACCCGCGUUGUCCUAAACCAACAACUCCCGCGCCUCUUAACUGUUACCCCGGCAGCACGGACCCACGUUGUCCGAAACCAACAACUCCCGCACCUCCAAACUGUUACCCAGGCAGCACGGACCCGCGUUGUCCAAAACCAUCAACUCCCGCGCCUCCAAACUGUUACCCAGGAAGCACGGACCCGCGUUGUCCUAAACCAACAACACCUGCUCCUCCAAACUGUUACCCUGGAAGUAGAGACCCGCGUUGUCCUAAACCAACAACUCCCGCGCCUCCUAACUGUUACCCUGGAAGCACGGACCCGCGUUGUCCCAAACCAACAACACCUGCUCCUCCAAACUGUUACCCUGGAAGUAGAGACCCGCGUUGUCCUAAAGCAACAACUCCCGCGCCUCUUAACUGUUAUCCAGGAAGCACGGACCCGCGUUGUCCAAAACCAACAACACCUGCUCCUCCUAACUGUUACCCUGGAAGUAGAGACCCGCGUUGUCCUAAACCAACUACUCCCGCGCCUCCUAACUGUUACCCUGGAAGUAGAGAUCCAAGAUGUCCCCAGACAACUUCCCCAAAACCAGUUUGUUACCCAGGAUCGCCUGAUCCUAACUGCCCACAACCCUCACGACCUACUACAAUAAAUCCACCUACAUAUUUACCUCCUACAACGCCAGAGCUUAAAUGCUACGCCGGGUCUACAGACUCACGUUGUCCAAAGCCAACAACGACUGCGCGACCUAACUGUUACCCAGGAAGCACAGAUUCUCGUUGUCCGAAACCAACAACUCCCGCACCUCCCAACUGUUUCGCUGGAAGCACAGAUUCCCGCUGCCCUAAACCAACAACUCUUGCUCCACCAAAAUGUUACCCAGGAAGUACUGAUCCACGUUGUCCCAAACCAACAACAACUGCUCCUCCAAAUUGUUACCCAGGAAGCACAGAUUCUCGUUGUCCCAAGCCAACAACGACUGCGCGACCUAACUGUUAUCCAGGAAGCACAGACCCGCGUUGUCCUAAACCAACUACUCUUACCCCUCAAAAGUGUUACCCCGGAAGCAAAGACCCACGUUGUCCCACACCAACCACACCCGCAAGACCUAUUUGCUAUCCCGGUUCAAAUGAUCCUAAUUGCCCUCCAUCUUCAACCUCAACAUCCGUUAUACCUACCACUGAAAAUUCUCCUAAUUGCUAUCCGGGUAGUAAUGACCCAAGGUGCCCACAGCCUAGCUCAACACCUAGUUCUUGCUAUCCGGGAUCCAAAGAUCCUAAUUGUCCCCAACCGUUUGCUCCAAGUAGCACCAAUCCACCUUCCACGUAUUUACCUCCUUUUCCCGCGGAAAAUGAAAUAAAAUCAGCACGAACAAGUAGACUGGCAGAGAAAACUUUGGAUUACUACGACGAGCCACUAUUAGAUGUUGAUAAUUUCGAGUUUACUCGUACCAAACCCAGAUCGAGAAUAACCAGAGAUAUCAGUAAAGUUAACGGCGAUUUAAUAGAAGCGUCUACUGGACUAGGAGUGAUGCAUAUUGCAAUCGGCGGCUGCACCUUCCUAGUUGUUUUGUCUAUCGCAUUAGCUGUCUACGUAUACAAGAGGUCAUACAGACAAUCUAAUCAGACAAACCUGAGAGAUCACCCUUGCUAAUUUAUAUUAUGAAAAAAAUCCUAUUGUGAUAUAACACGUCCUCAGCUAUGAUAACUCGAUUUUAUUUUUAAUUUUGUUUUAAAUUCGCAUACUUAUAAGCUGUAGGGAUUAACUUAUAAAAUAUUUUGAUCACUGCCUUCUUAGCUUUAUAACAUUGUUUUAUUUUCAGGCGCUUGUUAUAAGAUGCCUAUU